AUGGUGAUUGCAGGAAGAGGGGUUGCCCGAGGAGAUCCAAAUCUUAUCCUGGACGACGACUACGAGAACAUUCCUACACCUUUGGUGAUAAACAAAAACGGUAAGACAGUCGUCUAUUGGGAUGUGGCGGAUUACCCGGUUCCUAAGGAUGUCGAUCUUGAUUCUCUUCGUAUGCGUAUAGAAUCGAUUCUUCAUGAUUUGGGCUGUCCGGAGGUGUCUAUUGUGGCUUACGUUUACAAGAAUAGGUUUUCGGAUGAACAGGAACGUAAAUUUAAGGAUGCCAAAAUCUUUGUCGAUUUCUUACCCGAGGGGGAUGACAUUGCGAGAAUGACUUGGAUGUUAGUGGACAUUAUUUGUUUGCCUGUGGUAUUUCCUAAACCAAAUGUUAUUGUACUCUCAAAACACAUGGAAAAAGAGGCUGUUGAUUGUUUCCAAAGCAUGUAUUUCAACGGUGUUGGUGUUCUCUUAUCCAAAACUGAACCUGGUUGGCUUGUUCCUGAUGAUAGUUCAGCCUUUGAACUUACAAGGCUAUUUGAAAAACAUCUUGACUGUGAGAAGCCGCAGAGAGAGGAUACCCUUGCAAACUCUGUUGACCACCCUCUCGACGAGGAGACAAAUGUAUCUUCUUGA
Brassica napus (rape) is the source of this 630-nucleotide messenger RNA. RefSeq lists its product as uncharacterized. Gene Ontology annotation, biological process: regulation of gene expression. Lineage: Eukaryota; Viridiplantae; Streptophyta; Magnoliopsida; Brassicales; Brassicaceae. Bases 1 to 630 code for a protein of 209 amino acids. The record is from RefSeq and is a predicted model, not a curated record. The transcript has 2 exons. Gene Ontology annotation, cellular component: peroxisome.